AUGCCAAUGCGCGUCAAGACACCCUGGAUCGAUGCCCUGACGCAGGCUCGCGAGCAGGCUAAGCAGGGAGAGGGGAAGGCAGCUGCUGAGGCUGCUCCGAAACCAGACCUGACGCCGAGGAGGAUGUCUGAUAGCUACUUUUCUGCGGUAGGUUGCCCUACCUAUAUGUUAGGCUCGCUCCUGAUGGAUCUCGAUGCCAUGGCUGGUGUGAUUGCGUACCGGCAUACUGGCGAUGCCGUCACUACGGUGACUGCGGCCGUAGACCGGAUUUCGCUCCAGCGCCCGCUCAAAGAGAUCUGUGAUCUCGAGCUCAGCGGCCAGGUCACCUACGCGACAGGACGAUCCAGCAUGGAAAUCUCCCUCCAGGUUGCCAAAGCUCCCAAGGAGGGAGAGAAGGUCAAGCCGGAGGACGUCUUGAUCACCUGCGCUUUCACCAUGGUCUCUCUGGACCCGGUGACGAAGAAACCGGUUCCCGUUGCACCACUGCUGGUAGAAACGGAAGAGGAGCGCGCCCUCUUCAAGAAAGGAGAGGAAAACUACAAAGCAAAGAAGGCUUUGCGGAAAAGGAGCCUGCUGGAGCAGGCUCCGAAUGAUGAAGAGGCCCACCUGAUCCACUCGAUGUGGACGAGGGAGAUGUCGUAUCUGAACCCCAAUUCUCCUGUCAAGAGGCCGUCAAAUGUCGUCUACAUGAACGAUACGGUCCUGAAAUCGGCAAUGAUCAUGCAGCCGCAAGACCGCAACCGCCAUAAUUUCAUGAUCUUCGGCGGCUUCCUGCUGAAGCAGACGUUUGAGCUAGCAUUUUGCUGUGCCGCGUCUUUCUCUCAUAGCAGACCGACAUUCGUCUCUCUGGAUCCGAGCACCUUUGAGAAUCCCGUCCCAGUCGGCAGCGUGCUCUAUCUCAGGGCGAUGGUAUCAUACACGGACCCUCCUCUCCUGGCGCAGCAGGAGGGAGAAGGAGAGACCAAGCGACCGUACACCAAAGUGCAAGUGCGCGUCGACUCCAAGGUCCGCGAUGUCGAGCAUGGAAUGAAGAAGUCGACCGGCGUGUUCAACUAUACCUUCCUCGUUCCGAAGGAUAUCCAGGUCAUGCCGAAGAGUUAUGGCGAGUUUAUGGUCUGGAUCGACGCCCGGCGACGGGCCAUGAAUAUGGAGCCGAUCGUGACGUCCAGGUUUACUGUGCAUGAUGGAGUGACGGAUUAUGUACUAGAUAUGUUAACCAUGGAUAUUUCUGAUGAGUAUUGGAUAUCCCGCUAA
Messenger RNA from Rasamsonia emersonii CBS 393.64, 1254 nucleotides. RefSeq lists its product as uncharacterized. Bases 1 to 1254 code for a protein of 417 amino acids. Gene Ontology annotation, molecular function: fatty acyl-CoA hydrolase activity. The transcript is spliced from 5 exons. Gene Ontology annotation, cellular component: mitochondrion. Gene Ontology annotation, biological process: acyl-CoA metabolic process. The record is from RefSeq and is a predicted model, not a curated record. Lineage: Eukaryota; Fungi; Ascomycota; Eurotiomycetes; Eurotiales; Trichocomaceae.